Messenger RNA from Trachemys scripta elegans, 2132 nucleotides. RefSeq names its product tubulin polymerization promoting protein family member 3 (gene TPPP3). The transcript has 4 exons. Gene Ontology annotation, cellular component: microtubule. Gene Ontology annotation, biological process: microtubule polymerization; microtubule bundle formation; positive regulation of protein polymerization. The record is from RefSeq and is a predicted model, not a curated record. Gene Ontology annotation, molecular function: tubulin binding. NCBI's taxonomy places the organism in Eukaryota, Metazoa, Chordata, Testudines, Emydidae. The coding region runs from base 290 to 820 and encodes 176 amino acids.
UCCAGCAGGCCUGAUGGAGGCGUGAAAGGGCAGAGGCCCCGUUCCUGCCCCAGGCACGGCAGGCGGGAGGGAGCGGAGCGCUUCGCAGUGACCUUGGUCACCCUCCUGCAUUAGAACAGGACUGCUCCGCGCCCUGGCUGUUUAGCAGGCUGUCUCUAUGGCUACCGGAAUAAACAGCAGAUAAUAGCGCAGCCGCCUCCGAGCAGCACUGCAGUCUGCAGACCAGGAGGGAGCAGGGCUUCUCCGGGUCGCCGGCCACAGCUCAGCAGAGGCACUUCAGGCGGUCAGCAUGGCUGGAAGCACUGACGUGGCAGCGCUGGAAGAGAGCUUCCGGAAGUUUGCCAUCUAUGGAGACACCAAAGCUACAGGGCAAGAAAUGACUGGGAAAAACUGGGCCAAACUGUGCAAGGAGUGUAAAGUAAUGGACGGCAAAGGGGUCACCGGCACAGACGUGGACAUCGUCUUCUCCAAAGUGAAAGGGAAGACAGCCAGAGUCAUUGGUUACGAGGAAUUCAAAAAGGCCCUAGAGGAGCUGGCCCCAAAGAGGUUUAAGGGCAAGAGCAAGGAGGAAGCAUACGAAUCCAUCUGUCAGCUGGUGGCAGGGAAAGAACCGACCAACGUAGGCGUCACUAAAGCCACAACUGGCGGGGCGGUGGACAGGCUGACGGACACCACCAAGUACACGGGCUCGCACAAGGAGCGCUUCGAUGAGAGUGGCAAGGGCAAAGGGAAGAGCGGGCGGGAGAACAUCGUAGACACCAGCGGCUAUGUGGGGGCCUACAAGAAUGCUGGCACCUACGACGCAAAAGUGAAGAAAUAGGGACAACUGGAAGUGCCACCGACCCUCCCAGGUCCAGGCACCCCACAGCCUCUGGGCCUUCAAUCACAUCAGCCUUGGGAACUGGCCUUAAUGGCACAGGCCUCCUGAGACUGUGCUGGGCCUAGCUCCUAGCCACGGAGCCAAGGCUGAUAGGCCUCUUGUCACCAAGGGCUGAUGUGAUUAGAAACUGACCUGGCCUUGCACUUUGCUCCCAACAUUACAUCAGCUCCAGAUGUAUUGUGAGCCGUGUCCCUCCUGCUAGCGCUAACGAAACCUUCUCCCCCGUGCGCCCCCAGGGCACCACGCCCCUCCUGCUAGCGCUAACGAGACCUUCUCCCCCGUGCGCCCCCAGGGCACCACGCCCCUCCUGCUAGCGCUAACGAGACCUUCUCCCCCGUGCGCCCCCAGGGCACCACGCCCCUCCUGCUAGCGCUAACGAGACCUCCUCCCCCGUGCGCCCCCAGGGCACCACGCCCCUCCUACUAGCACUAAUGAGACCUUCUCCCCCGUGUGCCCCCAGGGCACCACGCCCCUCCUACUAGCCCUAAUGAAACCUUCUCCCCUGUGUGCCCCCAGUUCACCACGCCCCUCCUGCUAGUGCCAACCAGACCUUCUCCUCCGUACCUCUCACAAGGCCGCCACAUUCCUCCCACUCGCUGCAAUGAGGCCUUCCCUUACUCAUGCACUGGGUGCUUGCCUGAAUCUCUUCCACUAGUGAGGUCUUCUACUCACUACAGAUGCCAAUAUCCCUCCUGCCAAUGACAGAUGCGCCUUUUCCAACCCUAUGUCCCUUCAGCUAAGGCCAGGUCUACACUAGGAAGUUUGGCUUGUAGAACUAUGUUGCACAGGGGUGUAAAAAAUCCCCCCUCACCCCCAGCGAUGCAGUGAUGCCAACCUAACCCCCAGCGCAGAGCAGCACUGUCAACGGAAGGGCGUCUCCCAUCGACAGAGCUACUGCCCCUCGGGGGGUGGCAUACAGGACAGCCGUACCAGUGCAACUUUUAAAUGUAGACCUGCCCUAAGAUUAACGACACCUCCUCCCCUCUGGGCACAUCAGUCAUCAGCAUUACUGCAGCCCCUUCUCCCCAGGGCACUUCACUCGUCAGCAUUAAUAGCAUCCUGCAUGCGCCUUCCCUGGAGAACUGGCCUGCACUGUGUUUAACCCCCACCCCUCGGGCUCCUCCAGCAGCCCCAGGCCCCAUCGUUCCCUGCCCAGUCCCCAGAUGCCUGCCUUCUUGGUGGAGUCACAGCCAAAGGCCUCCCUGCUCUGUAACCUGGCUCUGCAAUAAACCGCCCCCCGUUUUGUACUAGC